AUGGUUUGGACGCCUCUUUUAGAAAGAUUUGACAAAACUUCUAAAAGUCUCCAGUUAAUUAAUAUUGAUUUGUCAUGUGUAGUUUCUCUAUAUGAUUCAUUAGUAUGUUAUAUUCAAGAGCAAAGAAACAAUUUUGAAAUAUUUUUAAGUGAAGCGAUAAAAAUAAGUGCCAUAAAUAAAUUUUCUUGGGAGGAAACUAGAACUAAACGCAGAAAUAUAUUUUUUGAUGAAGAGCCUAGUGGUGAAGUUAUAUUUUCUAAUACAGACAAAAUGAAGAAUGAAACUUUUAUUCCUAUAAUGGAUGCAUUGAUUUUUCAACUAAAUAAAAGAAGCAUUAUAUACAAAGCUAUGUGA
This is a messenger RNA of Macrosiphum euphorbiae (potato aphid), 354 nucleotides long. Lineage: Eukaryota; Metazoa; Arthropoda; Insecta; Hemiptera; Aphididae. The record is from the annotation of a GenBank genome assembly.